AAGCGGAAGUGACGUAGCGCUCGAGGCGAUCCAGCAUGCAGUACGGCUGAGCGGGACUCCGGGCUCGUGUUUAUCCGUUAGACAUGGUGUCCCUGCUGUCAAGAGGAGUCGGGCUCCUUGCUAAGUCCUUGGCCGGGCUCAGCUGCAUACAGGCCACAAGAUGCAGCAGCCUCCCUGGUGCACUGUCGACCUUACAGUGCUCCACAACAAGAUGGUUCUCAAAGCAGUCAUCUCUAGAAGACUUUCCAAAACGCCCUCUGACAUCCUAUCUCCGUUUUGUGGUUCAGCAUCGGCCAUCCAUGACAAAACAGUAUCCUGAAGCAAAGUUGACAGAAAUUUCUAAAAUACUUGCCCUGGAAUGGAGAGGACUUUCCGAAUCUGCCAGAAAACCCUAUAUAGAGGCUGCAAAUGAAGAAAGAUUGAAAUACAAAGAUGACGUUCGAAAAUACAAAGAGAAGUUGAGUCCCCUGGAACUGGAGCUGUUAAAGGAUAAAAGGAAACGAAGGCUGGUGAAGAGAAAGCACAUAAGACAUAGGAGGGAGUUGACAAUGCUUGGAAAACCCAAAGGAUCCCGUAAUGCUUACAACAUUUAUAUGUCUGAACAUUUUCAUGAAGCUAAAGGCCCUUCCUUAUCGGGAAAGAUGAAGAGUCUCCAUGAAGACUGGAAUAGACUGCCUCACUCACAAAAACAGAUGUAUAUACAGUUGGCUCAAGAUGACAAGAUCAGGUAUGAAAAUGAAAUGAAGGCUUGGGAGGAGCAGAUGAUUGAAAUUGGGAGAGAAGACCUUAUACGACUUAAAGCAAGAAAGCGACUUCUAAAAGAUGCAGCAGUGAUGCAUAAGGCAAAAUCUAAAAAGCAUCUGCCAAAGAAGACUGUCAAAAAGAUAACUAAACCGGCAAAAGAAGGGGUAAAGUCUGACAAAUUAAAGAAUGAAGAGUAGUACAUGACAUGGUUAACUGUAUAUUUAUGCCAAGCAGACAGCCUUAUGGCCCCUAAGUGAAAAUGAUAGAUCCAUGCUCCAGGAUUGCCUUAUCGGGAUGGCCAUGACGUGGCAUGUGAUUGUAAGGACAUUUCUGCCCUGAAUAAUGUUGUUUCAGGAUAUUUUUGAUUCGCCCUGGCCUAGGGGGACUGUCCUAUUGUCCACAAGUUCAUAACUCCAUCCAUUUCAACAACUUUGUUGGUCAGUUUAAAUAAUGUUCAAUGUUGGCUUCUCCUGCUAUUAUUAAUCUGAUACUUAUCAGUGGUUGAAAUUAUAAUUUUUUUUUUUUUAUAUUGAGACAAAAAUAAAUGUAUUC
Messenger RNA from Hyla sarda, 1296 nucleotides. RefSeq names its product transcription factor A, mitochondrial (gene TFAM). The transcript is spliced from 7 exons. NCBI's taxonomy places the organism in Eukaryota, Metazoa, Chordata, Amphibia, Anura, Hylidae. The record is from RefSeq and is a predicted model, not a curated record. Gene Ontology annotation, molecular function: transcription cis-regulatory region binding. The coding region runs from base 84 to 941 and encodes 285 amino acids.